This is a messenger RNA of Cydia fagiglandana, 3076 nucleotides long. RefSeq lists its product as uncharacterized. The record is from RefSeq and is a predicted model, not a curated record. Bases 333 to 3044 code for a protein of 903 amino acids. The transcript has 14 exons. NCBI's taxonomy places the organism in Eukaryota, Metazoa, Arthropoda, Insecta, Lepidoptera, Tortricidae.
AUACUCUUUGGAAUGGCCAAAAAUCAACUAAUCGAGUGGUUGAACUGUGUAAAGUUAAAAUUAAUAAACAUCAUACCUAGAGGAAAACUUGGGAGGAAUGUGUUUCACGUACAUUUAGAGAAGUUUUUCACUUUGAAGUCAAAUAACCGGCUGAGAUAUGAUGCCUACAGCAACCGCUAGCAAUUAAAUGCAAUUGAAGACCAUGGUUGCAAUUUCAGGCUGCAGAAUGUGGGUAAGAGUUUUUCAGAAAACAGCUAUUUUAAAGAUGACCCAACUGUAAAACUGCGAGAGUCACUUCUUCCUGCUAACUUUGGACAUCACGCUACAUCAGAAUGACUUCACGCACGUGCUGCGUACCAAAGUGUGAAAGUCACAGAAAGCAUAUCCGGCUCCACGAAGUACCUAGCCGCCGCCAGCCUAGAAGCCGCAAAAAGUGGAUAAUGGCGAUCCUGUCAAACUGUCCUGACAUUAAUACUGAGGAAUCGGAAAGGCUAAAAUCUAGUAAAUGGCAAUUUGUCUACCACAAGCAUUUUGAAAAGAAGUUUGUCAACAGUACAAUGCGACUUAGAAAUGGUUGUUUCCCGACGUUAUUCACGGAGAGAGAAAUAGCGACAGGAGUGCCAAAUGCUGACCCUAAAACUCUUCUUCAGGAGACAACCCGAAUUGCAACAAUUGAUCACAUGUAUUAUACUAUUAAAAAAAUCCAUAUUGACCAUACAUAUUCAAAGACAGAUGAGGAUGAAGACGCUUGGAUGGAUCAUUUACCCUUUCCAACCAAAUCAGGAAACUUACCCACCGAUACUGCUGAUGCCGAUGCCGCUGCUUCAAUAGACGCGGAGUCUGCAUUGCAAGAGGACGAACCAACAUUUGAAGAGGACAAUGACCAGACGGAGAGUGACUCGAGAUUGCCAAAGGACGAAGUCAUGAUAGAUUUCAUAAUUGAGCACCCGGCCUCGCCUGGACGUGAUAUUUUCGAGACUAUUGAACCUGAAGAUCCAAAGAAGGAAACAGUUUUCUCGUGGGAGAAAACGGAGUUGUUAGAAACGGAUGACCCUGAAGACGAGGUGCUGGUGCCCGAAACGAAGAUACCCGAAGACCCCCCGACGCUGUCCUUGUUUUGCGAGGAGCCUGAUGAAUCUGUCGGAACGCCUAGUAAACCAGAAGCAGCAGUUGUCCCCAAGGAUGUCGUGUACCGGUGUGUGGAUUGUGCCGUGGUCGUUGACGGGUUCACGUUCUGGUGCGUGCAGUGCUUAUGCGGAGUGAUGUGCGGCGCGUGUGCGGCGAUGUCACCACACGACAUACAUUACGUACUGCGCGCGCCAAAGGGCGCCACACUUAGUCAAACGCAGCCGGUGUUAUUAGUCAUACGAGAACAGUUGCAGAAAGAAAACUUACUGACUCUCUAUGGAACUGAUGUUGAUGGUGUGAAAGUGGAAGUGAAACUGGAGCCGGAGGAGCCUUUAUCUCCGCCCGCGCCCACUCUGCCGCCCGACUUGGAAGACCCGCUCGCCACAGAGUCCGAUUCCGAGGCAGAGUCCCAACCCGAGUCCGUGGAGCCCCACUCCGAGGCUGUGCAGUUAUGUAUGGAACUCGAACACGAGAACGUCGAGUCCCAUUCUGAGGCCGUGCACUCUGUCGAAGGCGUAGAGACCCAAACCGAGGCCGUUCAAUUUUAUGUUGAGGGCGCAGAGGAGGGUGUUGAGCCCCAGUCUGAGGCAGUUCAAUUUUAUCUCGAUGGUGUAGAACCCCACAUCGAGGACCCUCAACCCAUACAAAUCUCUCUCGAAGGCGUAGAACCCCAAUCCGAAGCCGUGCAAUUCUAUCUCGAUGGUGUAGAACCUCAUCCCAAGGCCGUGCAGUUCUACCUCGAGGCCGUGGAGCGAGGCACUGAUGCCGUGUUGCUUCAAGUCGAGAACACAGCGCCCGGCACUGAGAUGGAGCUUCAUCAUGAGGCUGUGGGGCCCGACAAUGAAGCCAGGGAGCUCCGACUCGACGCCGUAGUCGAAAAGCGUGUCAACAAGGAAACAGUCGAUCAUCACCAUCCUUUCAAGCGUCCUCGGCUCAUGGAAAUCCGACCGGGCCACAAAUUAUACCCCACAACCAGCCCCAAAGUUAGUGAUGUCCAACACCAAACUCUUAAAAGAAUUCCACCGACCAUAAUAUCACAAGCUGUCCUAAGACCUCCGAAUACCAUGCCUAGUAAUCGCACAGGAUCUCAAAUUCUUCCAAAAAUCCAAUCUAGCGAUCUCAGACAGUCAAAAACUCUUUCAAAGUCUUCACCCACCGAGCUUUUGAUGCCACAAAAUGUGCAUAAAGGACCUAAUAUUCUCAAAAGGCUAAAAACAAAAGUCGAACUCGGAAAACCGACUCUCUUAAAGCAAGAUAAGAUUCAAAACAUUGCAAAAGGUUCAACUCUUAUAAGGACCCAACAAAGCAAUCCCAGAGGGUCAUUACUCCUAGUACCACAAAACAUUGGCUUUUCUGAACUAAAAGUUACUUCAGGACCCAAACGCUACGAAACUGUGAUCAUAAAUUCAGACGAUGAUGUAGAGUUUUUGGAUGAAGAAGUAUUGGAUAGUGAAAACGAAGUUUAUAGUAGCUUAAAUGAAGAGAAUCAGGAUGAAAAUAGAAUCUUAGGCAAAGAAUUAGAUGGAGAUAUAGAAAGUGAUUUAGGGAACGACGAUUUGGAAAAUAGAAUAGAUAGAUUAGAUAGAGAAAAUCGGGAUGACGAUAGAUCAGAUGAAAGUGAAAUAGAUGAUGCAGAAUCAAAAGAUUCUAGUAAAGACAAAGAAAGUGAAAUAGACGACGACGAUUUAGAUGAAGAUUUCAGAAUAGAUGAACAAGACCGAAUAGACGAAGAUUCCAUGGAUGAGACAGAUAGCGUUGAAGGAGUUGUUAGGAGAACAAGACACGCAAGAAAUACUGCGGGAAGUCAAAGAAAAAUGGUUCGAACGCCAUCAGAAGCCGUGGUGCAGCUGCAGCGUCUUACCUCACUAGAUAUAAGAAACUGGACGGCCCGCAGUAAAUCCCGAAGAAAAGACUGAAAUAAACUACAACCUAUUUUUUACACGCUUUU